This is a messenger RNA of Paralichthys olivaceus (Japanese flounder), 1537 nucleotides long. Lineage: Eukaryota; Metazoa; Chordata; Actinopteri; Pleuronectiformes; Paralichthyidae. The record is from RefSeq and is a predicted model, not a curated record.
GCUCUUCAGAAGAUCCGCCAGAAGAACACUAUGCGCCGUGAGGUGACAGUGGAGCUCAGCAGUCAGGGCUUCUGGAAGACAGGCAUCCGCUCCGACGUCUGUCAGCACGCCAUGAUGCUGCCAGUUCUCACACAUCAUAUCCGGUACCACCGGUGUCUCAUGCACCUGGAUAAGCUCAUCGGUUACGUCUUCAAGGAACGCUGCCUCCUUCAGCUGGCCAUGACUCACCCCAGUCACCACCUCAACUUCGGCAUGAAUCCCGACCAUGCCCGCAACUCGCUCUCCAACUGUGGCAUCCGCCAGCCGAAGUAUGGCGACAGGAAGGUCCAUCACAUGUACAUGAGGAAGAAGGGAAUCAACACAUUGAUUAACAUCAUGUCUCGUCUGGGGCAGGAUGACCCCUCCCCGUCCAGGAUCAAUCACAACGAGAGACUGGAGUUCCUGGGCGAUGCUGUUGUCGAGUUCCUCACCAGCGUCCACCUCUACUACCUGUUCCCCAGUUUAGAGGAGGGCGGCCUGGCCACAUACAGAACAGCCAUCGUGCAGAACCAGCACCUAGCCAUGCUAGCCAAGAAACUGGAGUUGGAUCGCUUCAUGCUCUACGCUCACGGACCGGAUCUGUGCCGGGAGUCGGACCUGCGACACGCCAUGGCCAACUGCUUCGAGGCUCUUAUCGGUGCCGUGUACUUGGAAGGAGGCUUGGACGAAGCUCGGCAGCUCUUUGGUCGACUACUUUUCAACAGCGAGGACCUACGGGAGGUCUGGCUCAACUACCCACCACACCCCCUGCAGGUCCAGGAGCCUCAGACAGACAGGCAGCUAAUCGAGACGUCUCCGGUCCUUCAGAAACUGACCAGCUUCGAGGACUCUAUCGGAGUCCUGUUCACACAUGUGCGUCUGCUGGCCAGAGCUUUCACCUUGAGGACUGUGGGCUUUAACCACCUCACCCUGGGCCACAACCAGAGGAUGGAGUUCCUGGGAGACUCGAUCAUGCAGCUGGUGGCCACAGAGUACCUGUUCAUCCACUUCCCUGAUCAUCACGAAGGACAUUUAACGCUGCUCCGCAGUUCGCUGGUGAACAACCGCACGCAGGCCAAAGUGGCGGAGGAGCUGGGCAUGCAGGAGUUCGCCAUCACCAACGACAAAACCAAACGACCGGUGGCGUUGCGGACCAAGACGCUGGCUGACUUGUUGGAAUCUUUUAUCGCCGCACUCUACAUAGAUAAAGAUCUGGAGUUCGUGCACACUUUCAUGAAUGUCUGCUUUUUCCCCCGACUGAAGGAGUUCAUUCUGAACCAGGACUGGAAUGACCCAAAGUCCCAGCUGCAGCAGUGCUGUUUGACCCUGAGGACAGAGGGCAAGGAGCCCGAUAUCCCGCUGUACAAGACCCUGCAGACAGUGGGGCCCUCACACGCCCGCACCUACACCGUUGCAGUGUAUUUCAAAGGGGAGCGAAUCGGCUGUGGCAAAGGCCCAAGCAUCCAACAGGCGGAAAUGGGAGCUGCGAUGGAUGCACUCGAAAAAUGUGAGUUGUUUG